AUGCGCCGACAACUCGUUUCGGCAUCGUGUUGGCACGCGUCCUCACGGCGAUACUUCUCGAGCACUCGCUCUCGCGACGAUGUGAUCGACCUCGCUUUUCACAGGCACGACCCGCCGGCUGAGUCUGGCAGCAAGAUCAAAGGCCCGCCCAUCGUGCUGAUGCACGGGUUGUUCGGGUCGCAGCGAAACAAUCGCACGAUGAUGUACAACAUCGACCUCCGCAACCACGGCGACAGCGCACACUCUCCGGCGCACGACUACACAUCGAUGGCGGAAGACGUGGAAGCGUUCAUCGCCGCACAGCAACUCCCAAAACCGACGCUGAUCGGACACUCGAUGGGUGCGAAAGUGGCCAUGACACUCGCACUGCGGUCCCCCAACAAAUACUCGGCCCUGAUCCCCGUGGACAACGCCCCCGUGGACGCGGCGCUCAAGUCGGACUUUGGGAAAUACGUGAAUGCGAUGCGCGAAAUUGACGAGCAGGGCCCGCAGCACAUCCAGAAGCAGAGCGACGCAGACAAGAUCUUGGCGAAAUACGAGCCGGACGUCUCGAUCCGCCAGUUUCUGCUGACGAACCUGGUCAAGAUGGCCCCGAAGCGUGCACCGGCGCACAAGGCGGGAGACCACCGACAUGCGCACAAGACGGAGCUGAGGCUCCGCAUCCCGUUGCAGACGCUGGCCAAGUCACUGCCCGCCAUGGCGGAUUUCCCGUUCAAGGACCCGGACGUCGCGCGGUUCGAGGGCCCGACGCUAGUGGUGCGUGGGACCAAGAGCCAUUAUGUCGCGGACGAGACGUUGCCGCUGAUCGGAAAUUUCUUCCCGCGCUUCGAGCUGCUGGACUGCGACUGUGGGCAUUGGGUCAUGGCGGAGAAUUUCGAGCAAUUUCGGGCUGGGGUCGUUGAGUGGAUCGAGAGGGUUGUCGAUGAGAGCUGA
Molecule: messenger RNA, 933 nt
Organism: Exophiala aquamarina CBS 119918
Lineage: Eukaryota; Fungi; Ascomycota; Eurotiomycetes; Chaetothyriales; Herpotrichiellaceae
Exons: 2
Coding region: 1-933 (310 amino acids)
Cellular component (GO): mitochondrion
Source: RefSeq, a predicted model, not a curated record